UAAAAAAUAAGCAUUGACAGAGUAAUGUCAAACUGGAAUAAAACGAUAACAAAAUGUCAUGUUGAAAUUCGGUACAAAUAUGUCAUGCAAUCAAUAAUAAUUGAAAUUAUAUGACAUUUUGGAGAUAAUAUACAGUCCACGUGAUUGAAUAUCUGAUCGAUCUUUUCAUAUUUAAGAAAAAAUGGCAGAUGUCAGAUUAUUAAUCAGAGAAGAGGGGAGAGCAGCGCGGAAUUUAGUAGCAUUCAAUGUACCAGUUGGUUCAAGUAAUACAGAACGAGUUACAAGAAAGCCUCCGAGUAUUCCGAGAGUUGUUUCUUCAGUGAAUAUGAAAAGAAACAUAAAGAGCUCAACACGAGUAAGAUCUGCUUCAACAGGCCGGGAUAAAAAAUCAGAGCUACAUGCAAGAUAUUGGGCAUUUCUUUUUGGUAAUUUACAACGAGCAGUAGAUGGUAUUUAUCAAACGUGUGAAGAAGAUGAGAAUAUAUCAGAGUGUAAGGAAGUAAUUUUAGUUUUAGAAAAUUACACACGAGAUUUUCAUAAUCUAAUUGAAUGGUUUAAAGUUAAAUGGGCCUAUGAAAAUUCACCUCCACCUUUGAGACAGACUUCUUUAGCAUGGGAAGUUAGAAAAACAUCACCUUGUAGAAUGUGGAAUUCUUCUAGAGCAUCUAAAUGCUCUAGCCCACUUCAAAGGAUUAGUCCAGUGUGUUGGAGUCCUGAAGAUCAAAUAAUUGAUGAAAACAAGCCUAAUGAUCCGGCAAAAAAUAUUCAUAUUGCUGGAAAUAAUUGUGACAAUAGAGGAAUGAAAGAGAAUAAAAAUAAUGUAACAAAAAAAGAUCCAAAAAAUAUUCAGGAUAAACGGAGAAAUUCUGUAGAUAAAGAAAGUGAAAAAUCAAUGUCCAGAGAGAAAUCUGUACUUACUCGAGGAUCGGCAAGAACUUCAGUGAGGUCGACUACAUCGAAUAAAUUGAGCAAUAAUGUGACAAGUAGAAAACUUUUUAAUGAAAUUAUGUCUCGUGAAAUCAAACACGUAGGGACCAAUAAAGAAAAUAAAAAUAUUCAAACGAGUAAUUUGAAACGAGUUCAUAGUAUUGCUGACAUUGAAAGAGUAAAGAAUAAAACAAAUGGAACUUUGAUGGAGCUGUCGCGAGUUGAAAAUAAUCGAGUAAGAAUCGUUGAUAAUAAACAUGCUCAUAAAAAUGUUUCAAAAAGUGCUCCAUCCACAGCGAGAGCUAAAACUGCUCCAAGUUCUUCAAGAAAUUCAUAUUCAAGUGUUUCAAAAACCCGAAGUAGUAAUCAACUUCCUGAACCUCCUAAAAUGAUUAGAAGUAAAACUACAUUGAGUAUCCGUGAAGUUUCAAAUUUAGGAAAAGCUAGACCUGGAUCUUCUGUAAUGGUGGGACGACGUCGUCAACCUUCAAAGAACGAUACUAAAUUGGAAGAAUCUUCUGAUAUCAGUGGAUCUGUUGAAGUCUUAUCGAAACAAACGAAAAACAGGAAACCAUCAGAAGAUAGUGAAGGAUGGCAAACAGUACGAGGGCGAUAUAGAAGAGGUAGCUCUCAUAGUUUAAGUAUGUCUACAAGAUUUCAUCGGCCAACUACAGCUACUUCAUUGCCUGCCUUGGCAAUUGAAAGUUCUGGAGAAAAAAGAAAAAAAAGUUUAACAUCACAAUCUAAUACUGCUCAUGAAAACUGUCACAAGAGUGAAGAAAAUAAAGAAGAUAUUGAGGUUGAGGACAAAAAAAAUAUUUCGCAAAGUAAAGAAAAAAAUGCUCUCAAUGAAAGCAAAGAAAACGUAGUUCCUAAUGUCUGUGAAUCAAAUUCUACAUCGAUGAUUGCUGCAAUUUUUAAAAGUGAAGCUGAACUAUUGGAAAAAAGAAUUCAACAAUUUAUGACCGCACAAGCUGAAAGAGAAAGAAUUAUUUUAGAAGAAGAAAUGAAAACAGAAGAAGCUGAUUCUAAAAGAUCUCAACAAUUGUCUGAUGAAGAAGCAGAUUUACAAAAACAAAUUCAAGAAUUAGAAUCUACUGAAAUUGACGUGGAUACUGAGACUGAUGAAACCGAUGGAGAAAUGAUUUUGGAAAUGGAAGAAGGAGAAACUAUUGAAAAUGAACAACCAAAUGAACCAUUAGAUAACAUGAGCCUUGAAGAUAGAUAUGAAAAUAUGCUAGAAGGAAUGUCUUGGGCAGAAAGAGUUGAUACAUUAGCACAACUUCAAGCUUUGGUUGCGAGGCAUCCAGGUAGAGCACUGGAAUUACAUCAAAAAUUGUCAUCUCCAUCACGAAAGCGUUCACUACCAGAGACGUUGAGAAGAUAUCAAACGCGACAAGCAUGUGCUCAACACAAACGUCAAAAGUUGUUGUCUGAAAAGUCUCAACGACUUCGAGAGUUAUUAAACAAAGUUGAAGACGUUAAAAGAGCGAAGGAUCAAUUGACAGAAGAUCGAAGGAUUAGGAUGGAGAUGAGAUUAAAACGAGCAGAGGAAAAUCGAACACAACAUCUAUUAGAGGUUGUACGAAAAGCUCAUGAUGAAGACUCAAAGUUAAAGGAGAUAGCUUUCAUUAAUGAGCUUGAAGCACAAAAUAAACGACAUGACUUUAUGGCUUUGUGUCAGGAACAAGAAGAACGUCUUCAAGGUAUUCAAGAGGAAAGGCAAAGACGUCAGGAAGAAAAAGCAGCCAAAGAAGCUGCCGCUGAAGAACGCAGACGUGCUCUAGAAGCUGAACGCCAACUAAGGAUCCAAAAGAUGAAACAAACUAGAAGAGAACGAGAAGAAAGGGUUGGAAAGAUGCAACUAGAAAGGGAAAAAGAACGGCAGGAGCUCGCAAGGGAAAAAGCUCGUGAUCGUGAAGAACGUUUAAGUGCUCUUCAUGCUGCUCAAUUAGCUAAUCAAGAAGAAUUACAAAAAAAAAUUGCUCAAAAGCAACAAGAAUCUGCACGACGUCAUGGAGAAAAUAUUGAACACAUCAGACAACGUGCUGUUGAACUUUCGAUAUUGAAAAUGGAAGAAAUUCCACCUACUUUGAAAGCUUAUCCGGCACAAAAACAAUGUACUUUAUGUAAUAUCAUGAUACUUAAUGAAGUAUGCCUCCUCAGUCAUCUGAAAGGAAAACAACAUCUAGAAGCUGUAAAAAAAAUGCAUGAUGGCAAAGAACUAUCAAGAGAUGAUCUUCAGAAGUUCAAUAUUGCUCAGAUUAAAGAUAUCCAAGUGUCAGGAAGUGCUGGAGGUAAUUAUAAAGCUCUGAAAGAAAAACAAAAAGCUUUGAAGCGACGUAGUAGAAAACUUAAACAACGAAUGACAGUUAAAGGACAGGAGUGGGAAAAUUCUCAAACAGAUAGUGGUCAGACUUUUGAUUCGUCUAAUAAAACUAAGCUUAAAAGAAACUUGAAAGAGUUGGAUAGGCUUUGUAGUGCUCAUGCCAAAACUAUUUGGUCUAGUGUAGCUAUUGCUGGACUUGAAAGGUGUUUAGGUGAAAUUGGAAGGAUAUUCAAUAAAUCGAGUUCAAUUGAUCAAGAUGUUUUUCGAUCACUCAAUGGUUUUGAGACCUUGACGAGUUUACUCCACCUUGGAAUUAAUAUUCAAAAUAAUUCACAUUCUUUGCCUAAUAAGAGUAUGAUAUCUAUUUGUCGAGUAUACAAAGCUGCAGUGAAUGAUCACCCAACAAAUAUUGAAGAAGUUCUUCUUAGUAACAAAGUCUUGGCAAUUCUCGACCUAAUUUUACAAAGAUUUGAGGCAGUUGCUAGUUUAGAUGAUCAAGCACAGUCUCAGGAGUCAACAAGUAGUGUAAGCAAUGCAAGUGUUGCUGCUGCUGCUGUUCAAUUGCUUUGCAGUCUAAUACCAGAAGUGCCUUCUGAUAAAUCAACGAUUCAAAUUCGAAUUCAUGACAUCACUGGUGUUUUAGUAACUGGAGGUCUAAUUGACAGAAUAACUCGUCACAAUCGAGCUCUUAUUGAAGCUGACUAUCUAUUGGAUCAAGAUCACGAAUCUCCAUUGCUAUUAGCAUCCUAUGAUCUACUUCAUCGGUUAACCUACCACCAAAGACGAUUAAAUAGUCACGAAAACUCUAACCCGAUAAGCCAUAGUGAAUCUGAGCAAACUAAUGCUGAAUCACAUCUACUUGGUUGUUUGGAAUCCACUGAAGCGGCUGGUGCAGUUGGUUGUCUUUAUGCUACUUUUGCAUUAGCUCAUCAAAAGUGUUCUUCACCCACACCUGGACAAAACAGCUGCAACUCAUCAUCGACAAAACUUGUUGCUAUCAGAGCACUUAAACUUCUUAAAUCCAUUGGAGAAGUUGAUUUAGCAACACUUCAGAAAUUAUUGGGUGCUGAAGGAACAAGCUUACAAUGGAGGCUAAUUGCUAGCCACCUGAUCACCAGAUUCCUCCGGGAGCCUCUAACAGAAAUAAAUGAAGCUUCUGCUGUAACUCAAGGUUCACCAAGUGCUGUACAGAUUCUCAAUGAGCUCUUUAGCGUUCUUGGCUACUUUGCCGUUAAUAACAACGAUAAUCAGUUGGUUCUCCAAACUGCUGGAGCUGGUCCUAGCGUUCUUCAGCACCUUUGCACUUUACCAUUUCCAUUUUAUGGAGACCCACGUCUUGCUCCUUUUACGUUACCAACUCUCUUGGCAGCCACACAUAAGAAUCCGGAAGCUAUAGCUAUCCUUUCUUGUGAAAUGUCUUAUCAAUUACUUGAAGAAUACAGAAAUUCGGAGGAAGGUAAACUUCAUCCGCUAAUCCGUCUGAUGAAAGAUUCACAAACUUCAUAAACUACGUCGCAAAAAUAGAAGAAGAUUCUACAAAUUUUAUUUUAAUAUUGUCAUUAACGUUUUAUUGACGUAAUUAACAGUAUUUUUGUUACAUACUUUUUGUUCAAGUUACCUCUUUGUAAUUUUGUAAAUUAAUGUUUACAUUCUUGUUUAUGCUUUUUUUUUUAUCAAGCUUUAAAUUUUUGUUAAUAAUUUUUUGAAUCAUGAUCGAC
Molecule: messenger RNA, 4974 nt
Organism: Chelonus insularis
Lineage: Eukaryota; Metazoa; Arthropoda; Insecta; Hymenoptera; Braconidae
Gene: ssp3
Product: short spindle 3
Exons: 10
Coding region: 182-4762 (1526 amino acids)
Molecular function (GO): zinc ion binding; nucleic acid binding
Source: RefSeq, a predicted model, not a curated record